Molecule: messenger RNA, 1570 nt
Organism: Amborella trichopoda
Lineage: Eukaryota; Viridiplantae; Streptophyta; Magnoliopsida; Amborellales; Amborellaceae
Source: RefSeq, a predicted model, not a curated record
CGGGGGCCAAAGAUCUUGUCAUUAGAGUUUUCUUAUCUGUUGACAAGAAACUGCAAGUGAACCAACGUUUUCUGGAGAUUGUUAACGAUGACAGUUACUCUUCAGAGUUUCCAUACAAAUCAGAGGCCAUAUUGCUGUUUCAAAAAAUUGAAGGCAUACACGUUUGUCUUUUUUGCAUGUACGUCCAAGAAUAUGGUUCGGAAUGUCCAUAUCCAAACAAUCGUCGUGUCUGUCUUUCAUAUGUUGAUUCUGUCAAGUACUUCCAGCCUGCAAUUAAGUCUAUUACUGGGGAGGCUCUCCGUAGUUUUGUAUAUCGUGAAAUUUUGGUUGGAUAUCUUGAGUAUUGCAAAAGAAGAGGGUUUAUGAGCUGUCAUAUAUGGGUCUGUCCUCCUACGAAAGGAGAUGAUUAUAUUUUGUAUUGCCACCCAGAGAUACAAAAGACCCAAAGUUGGAUAGACUACGUCAGUGAACUAGUUGUUUGUUUCUUAGGUAUCUUGAUACGAUACAAAAGGCUACAGAUGAAGAUAUUGUAGUGGAGCAUACUAAUAUGUAUGAACAAUUCUUUGUCUGUACUGGUGAAAAGAAGGCAAAGGUGACCUUGACUUCUGUGCCAUAUUUUGAUGGGGAUUACUUUUCUAGAAGGGCAUAGUAUAUUAUUGCUAAUAUUGAUAAAGAAGACGGUGAAAAAUGACAAAAGAGUAGAAAAAGACCAGCUUCAAAAGUGGCUCCGAAAUAUUCAACCCAAGCUAUUGUUGCAAAUGAUACUGCAAAGGAAGCACUCUUGACACAGAAACUUGGAGAUUGCAUUCGUAACAAGAGGGAGGAUUUUAUUGUGGUUCACAUGCAGCAUGCAUGCAAGUACUGUGGUGAAUUUGAAUUAUCUAGGAAGCUUCGGGUUUGCAUGUUGUGUGAAAAAUUUUAUCUUUGUGAGAAUUGUUAUGAGGCCGAACAAAAUGCUGAUUGCAAGAAUCGAAUUCCCUGUAACAGAAGGGGAAAGCAUUCCUUUUCUCCUGUUGAGAUGAAUGAUCCUCCUUCAAGCACCCAGGACAAGGAUGGUAUUUUGCAAAGUGCAAUGUUUUAUACACCACAAGCCUUCUUAGGCUUCUGUAUAGAUAAUCAUUUACAGUUUGAUACCUUACGUUGUGCAAAGCAUUCCUCUUUUGUGAUCAUUGAUACUCUUCAUGACAAUUUCCGCAAGAGCUUACAUUGUCAACCACUGAAGGGUCAAGCGGAAAAUAACGAGCUUGAAGGAUCAAAAGUCGAAUUCCAAUAGGAGAUUGGUGUAAAAGAAGAAGAACCGACCUUUCAUUGCCUUACGAGUUGCAGAGGUAGGAGGAAAGAAAUAGAACCAAAAGAGGUUGCUGAUUCAUUCAAUAUUUGCUCUGAUCUUCCUUUGAGGAUGCUGUGUAUAACAAUUAAUUUGCAAUACUCUCUUUUUCUCCCUCUAUCUAUCUAUCUAUUUAUCUGUCUAUCAAUCCAUCCAUCUAUCCAUUUCCUUCUAUUUAUUUGUCUCUUCAUGUAUUAGCCAUGACAUUGUAUAUUAUAAUUUAAUCUGAUAAUUAUUUUUUGA